This is a messenger RNA of Acytostelium subglobosum LB1, 831 nucleotides long. RefSeq lists its product as hypothetical. Gene Ontology annotation, molecular function: electron transfer activity; 2 iron, 2 sulfur cluster binding. The transcript is spliced from 5 exons. The annotation marks the transcript as partial. The record is from RefSeq and is a predicted model, not a curated record. Gene Ontology annotation, cellular component: mitochondrial membrane. Gene Ontology annotation, biological process: aerobic respiration; respiratory electron transport chain; tricarboxylic acid cycle. Lineage: Eukaryota; Evosea; Eumycetozoa; Acytosteliales; Acytosteliaceae.
AUGCUCGCAAACUUUGCCAGACGAUCAUUCAGCUCUGUGCUGUCUCGUAAUAGCACUGCUUCAUUCUCUGCUUUGAACUUCUCCACUCAAGCUGCUGCAGUCGAUACUAAGAAUGUGAUCUCAUUCAAGAUCUAUCGUUACAGCGAGGAGUCUGAGAAGAAGCCAUACAUCCAGACAUACAGCUUGAACCUCAAGGAGUGUGGACCUAUGAUUCUCGAUGCUCUCAUCCACAUCAAGAACACUCAGGACCCAACCUUGACCUUCCGUCGUUCAUGUCGUGAGGGUAUCUGUGGAAGUUGCGCCAUGAACAUCUCUGGAUCAAACACAUUGGCUUGCAUCAAGAAGACAACAGACGCUAUCGAUGGUGGUUCAAUUGCCAUCUACCCACUUCCACAUAUGCACGUCGUCAGAGACCUCGUCCCAGACCUCACUCACUUCUAUCAACAACACAAGUCCGUCAAGCCAUGGUUGGAGCCAGCUGCUAACGCUCAGCGUCACAACGGCAAGGAGAUACUCCAAUCAAAGGAGAACAGACACAAGCUCGAUGGUUUGUAUGAGUGUAUUUUGUGUGCAUGCUGCUCGACCUCGUGUCCAUCUUACUGGUGGAGUGAGGGUGGAGACGGAGGCUACCUCGGCCCAGCCGUCCUUUUGCAGGCCUUCCGUUGGAUCUCUGAUUCUCGUGACUCGAUCCAGCGCGAGAGACUGGCCAACAUCUCGUCUGACAACCUCAAGCUUUACAAAUGUCACACUAUUCUCAACUGCACUAGAGUCUGUCCAAAGGGACUCAACCCAGCUCUUGCCAUUGCCAAGAUGAAGCUCAUGUUGGCUCAC